CGUUCCAAGUUCACCGGCACCCCCAAGUGUCAGAGGACCGCAUAGCGCUGCAGAUGAAGCAUGGCAGGCGACAGCGAGACAAAGCUAGAUGACCAAGCCGAAAAUGAGCAAAAUAAUCGGCAGCCUUUUCUCAUUGGUGUUGCCGGAGGAACUGCCAGCGGCAAGUCAUCAGUAUGCAGUAAGAUCAUGGAGCUACUUGGACAAAACAAAAUCGACCACCACCAGCGGCAAGUGGCCAUCCUCAGUCAGGACAGCUUCUACAGAGUCCUGACCCCAGAGCAGAAGGCCAAGGCACUCAAGGGACAGUUCAACUUUGACCACCCAGAUGCAUUUGAUAAUGAUCUCAUAGUUGCAACUCUAUGGGACAUCAUGGAUGGCAAAACGGUGCAUAUCCCCGUUUAUGACUUUGUCACCCAUUCUAGGAAAGAAGAGACCGUGACUGUGUACCCUGCUGAUGUGGUGCUGUUUGAGGGCAUCCUGAUGUUCUAUUCCCAGGACAUCCGAGACCUCUUCCAAAUGAAGCUGUUUGUGGACACAGACGCAGACACGCGGCUCUCACGCCGAGUGCUGCGUGACAUCAGUGAACGGGGACGGGACUUGGAAAGUGUCCUAGCGCAGUACAUUACUUUUGUCAAGCCUGCCUUUGAGGAGUUCUGUCUGCCUACGAAGAAAUAUGCUGAUGUGAUCAUACCCAGAGGAGCUGAUAACCUUGUUGCCAUAAACCUUAUAGUACAACACAUUCAGGAUAUUCUAAAUGGUGGCUUAACCAAACGGCUCAACGGCUGCCUGAACGGUUACGGGACGUCCCAGAAGCAGCAAAGCAUGGAGUCCAGCAGCCGGCCUCACUGAGCAUGAUGCGGCUUUCGAGAAAGGACGAGAAUGUUCAUCUGUACGCAGUGCAUGUGGCUACACAUCGCGGCUAAUAAGGCAGAAGAAAUUGGCAAGAAAUGAAAGCAAGGUCAUCAUUUCAGAAUGGUUGUUCGGACGUUGUCGUAAGGUGUAUCCUGAAAAAUGGAAAGAAAUGAUUUUUUGAGCUGGUUUGAGGCAGUUACAUUCAGGUUUUUACUUUGUUCCCCCCUUAUUUUCACUGUGUGUGAUUGAAGGGGGAGAAGUACAAAGAGGUUCAACUUGAGUCACUUCUUGUUUGAUAAUCGCUGCUUGCAUUAUUACAGCACUGAAACGGAGGAAAGAUGUGUCCAGCAAGAUUUCCCAUCACUUGAUAUCCUUAGCCUUUAAUGGUGCAACACAUGCAGUGUAGCAAUGUUCUGUUCAAUGGCAGGGCCUUACCUUAUUUCUGCAGACUACCCUGCGUGACCCAGUUCCCUUUAUCAAUGCAACUUUUUCAAGCUCUAAACAAAUACAUUUUGAAAUACUGCAAUUAUGGGUUUCUUGUGUUGUACAUUACCCUGAGCAGUAUUUGCUUUGUCUUGUGUGAAUCUGACAUUUUGAAUCAGAAACAUUACAGUCAAGUCAAAACAACCAAUUUCCACCUCAAGUCAUUGGAUGUAUAAUGACACACCACCAAAGAAAUAAAGUUUUCUUUGCUGUGUUCAUGG
This is a messenger RNA of Myripristis murdjan (pinecone soldierfish), 1556 nucleotides long. It is a transcript of the gene uck2a, whose product is annotated as uridine-cytidine kinase 2a. The transcript is spliced from 7 exons. Bases 61 to 849 code for a protein of 262 amino acids. Lineage: Eukaryota; Metazoa; Chordata; Actinopteri; Holocentriformes; Holocentridae. Gene Ontology annotation, molecular function: kinase activity; ATP binding. The record is from RefSeq and is a predicted model, not a curated record.